UGGCACAAUGGCACUGGCGGCAAGUCCAUCUACCGGGAGAAGUUUGAUGAUGAGAAUCUCAUCCUGAAGCACAAGGGGCCUGGCAUCUUGUCCAUGGCCAAUGCUGGGCCCAACACAAACGGUUCCCAGUUUUUCAUCUGCACCGCCAAGACUGAGUGGUUGGACGGCAAGCAUGUGGUCUUUGGCAAGGUCAAGGAGGGCAUGAACAUCGUGGAAGCCAUGGAGCGCUUCGGGUCCAGGAACAGCAAGACCAGCAAGAAGAUCACCAUUGCCUACUGUGGACAGAUCUGA
Messenger RNA from Canis lupus familiaris (dog), 291 nucleotides. Its product is annotated as peptidyl-prolyl cis-trans isomerase A-like. Gene Ontology annotation, biological process: protein peptidyl-prolyl isomerization. Gene Ontology annotation, molecular function: peptidyl-prolyl cis-trans isomerase activity. Lineage: Eukaryota; Metazoa; Chordata; Mammalia; Carnivora; Canidae. The transcript has a single exon. The annotation marks the transcript as partial. The record is from RefSeq and is a predicted model, not a curated record.